Messenger RNA from Trichoplusia ni (cabbage looper), 1663 nucleotides. It is a transcript of the gene AsnRS-m, whose product is annotated as probable asparagine--tRNA ligase, mitochondrial. Gene Ontology annotation, molecular function: asparagine-tRNA ligase activity; nucleic acid binding; ATP binding. Gene Ontology annotation, cellular component: mitochondrion. Gene Ontology annotation, biological process: asparaginyl-tRNA aminoacylation. The record is from RefSeq and is a predicted model, not a curated record. Lineage: Eukaryota; Metazoa; Arthropoda; Insecta; Lepidoptera; Noctuidae. The transcript has 3 exons. Bases 99 to 1502 code for a protein of 467 amino acids.
CCUGUCACGUUUUGGUCUGACACUUGACAGUUCGAUGUCGGAGAUUCUUCUCAGCUGUUGUUGUGAUAUUCAAUGUUUCAUACGGCCAAAUUAAAUAAAUGAACAUGUUUCACAGGAGCAAUUUAUUUAAUACACUUAAAAAUUUGCAUAAAUGGACUGAUGUUCAUAGGAAAUACAGCCCCAUAGCAGCUGUUUUAGAUAAGCCGAACGUCGGCAAUGUUACCGAAAUAAAGGGCUGGAUCAAGAAUUUACGAAAGCAGAAAGACCUGAUUUUCGCUGAUGUGAGUGACGGAUCUUGUGCUCAAAAAUUACAAAUAGUAAUCCCAAAAAAUCUCACAUCUGACUCAUUAACUUAUGGUUCCUCUGUCCAUAUAACUGGAAAAUUAUCAAAAAGCCCUCGAGGACAAUUGGAACUUGUCGCUGAUGACGUAAAGGUAUUAGGUACAUGUGUGGUCCUUGAUGGAUACCCUUUCAACCCCAGGACAACACAUCCACCAGAAUAUUCACGUCAAUAUCUCCAUUUAAGACCAAGAACGAACUACACAUCAGCUGUUUUAAGAGUAAGAAGUGCAGUAACAAAGCACAUACAUGAUUACUUUGCUGCAAAGAAUUACACAAAUAUUCACACACCUAUACUAACUUCUAAUGAUUGUGAAGGAGCAGGGGAGGUGUUUAAAAUACAACCAGAUAGUGAAGAGACAGUAAAAGCCAUGAUGCAAGAGGGUAAAGAUAAGGAUUCUGUGUACUUUGGGUCAAAGACAUUCCUCACAGUAUCAGGACAGUUGCAGCUAGAAGCUGUGUGUAGAGGCAUGGGAAAUGUCUAUACAUUUGGGCCUACUUUUAGAGCAGAAAACUCAAGAUCAAGGCUGCAUUUAUCUGAGUUUUACAUGUUGGAAGCAGAGCUAGCUUUUUGUGAUACUUUACAACAUUUACAGGCAGCAAUAGAAGACUUAAUGAAGUAUGUCUUCAUACAAACUUGGAACUCACAUGAGGCUGAUUUAUUUUUAAUAGAUAAGGAGAACAAGCCUCCUCUGUGGCUUGAUAAAGAUUUUGUAACACUUACCUAUGAUGAAGCCAAAGAGAUUUUGGAGAAAAAAGGGAGUGUAUUUACUGAAGAAGGUAUAAAUAAGGAGCAAGAGUUGACUCUGGUUGAACACUGCAAUGGUCUGCCAGUAUUUAUAGUAAAAUGGCCAAAGGCUAUGAAAUCAUUUUAUAUGAAGGAAUGUUCAGAUGACUGUACAAAGGUUGAUGCUCUAGAUCUGUUAACACCAAUAACAGGUGAAGUCGUUGGAGGCAGUCUAAGAGAAGACAAUUAUGAAAAACUGAAGUCAAAGCUGCCAUCAGAUAGACUAAACUGGUAUUUAGAACUGAGAAAGUUUGGUAACAUAUCCACGGGGGGAUAUGGAAUGGGCUUAGAAAGGUUAUUACAAGUGUUAUGCAAUGUUAAUAAUAUUAAGGACACAUUGCCCUUUCCAAGAUGGCCACAUAACUGUAGUAUGUAAGUUUAUCAAUGUUGAAGUCUAUUGAUCAAGGGAAUCACCACACAUAUUUUAUUUUUUUGUGCUAGAACUCUAUGGAUGUCUAAAAUGUUUAGUGACCAUUAAAUCAUGUUGAGAUUUGAGAAUUUUAUGAGAUUGUAAAUAAAUUGAAUGAGUGAAAUGUU